This is a messenger RNA of Aegilops tauschii subsp. strangulata, 1376 nucleotides long. RefSeq lists its product as uncharacterized. The record is from RefSeq and is a predicted model, not a curated record. Lineage: Eukaryota; Viridiplantae; Streptophyta; Magnoliopsida; Poales; Poaceae.
GGCAGGCCUCGACUUAGGGUUAGCUUCAUCGGCGACGGCGGCGGCGGCGGCUGCGACAGGGAUCGUCAUGGCUUGCGUCGAGGAGGAUGACUUCUGCUUUGUGGAGCCUAUCUUCUACGAUGAGGCGAGGGAUCUAGCCAGGCGAGCUCGGGCGUUGGAGAUGACCCGGCGGGAGGAAGAGGAGAAGGCGCGGCAGGAAGAGGAGAAGGCGCGGAAGGCGGAGGAGAGACGGCGGCGAGGCCUAGAUCACAAGCGGGUCAUGGCAUCCAUCGUCGAGUACGACCCCAAGACGAAGCGCAAGGUCUGCACCCGCUACUCCUUCAACGACUUCUCGGUCUUCGACAUCAACGAGGAGUCGCCUAUCCCUCCAAUGCGAUACACCAAGAGGUCUGUACAUGGUUUGAAACUCCGAGACACUGCAAACAUACUUACUGUCAAGAUAGUAUCCUCGGAUAAAGGCUUCCCAAUCAAUGUGUAUGGCACUAUCAUCGCUAGAGACAGCAUCGACCACAAGUGCAUGUACCUCUUUAACCGCACCAGGGACAAUUGCCAACCUAUCAAGUCAAGGGAUGAAAAUUUGAUCUUAACUGGCCCAGGUCGAGGUCUGGUAUUACUUGAUUUCAUAUAUCUGGAGAUUGAUCUUAAAAUCAAGGUUGGCGAGGAGCCUCUAGGCGAGCAAAUCAGCAAGGGUUUGCUUAUGAUUGAUGGACGAGUUCUGCCUAGAGUCAAAAAGGUUGCUGUUGCACAUCAAACUCUUGAGAGCUGGUUUAGUAUUGUGGACGUGAGGUAUGCAACUCUUCUUCAUGCUGUCGAGGGUACGUUCGAGAUCAAGUUACUUGAGGGACGUUUCUGUGGAAAUAUCACGGCUGGCAUAAAUGGCAUUCAACCUAGGAUUGUGAUUUAUAAUAGCAAGGAAGACGGUGUGGUGUCUUGUGAAGGCCGUACAGAUAUCACACUCCGUCGGCGUGUCAUGACCCUCCGUCUGGAUGGUAUGCUCACACUUGGCUUUGCAGUCCGUGGUCUUGGUGGUGCUGCUACUAGAAAACAGAAAGUUGAAUUCACACCACAACACCGUGGUGAAGAGAAAAAAGAGUUCUCUUGUGGUACUGCCAAGCUUCAAGUGAAGGUCUUCUGGUCCAUGCUGGACUAUAGGCGGUAAUCCUGUAGUAACAUGACAAACAAAGUUGUGGUGUUAUGAAGUGAGGGUUGUGUUAUCAUGCUUCAAAAUGAUGUAAUGGAUCAAGUAAUGUUUGUAGCGAACUAAGUUAUAUGUUUAUAUUGUCAUGGAGUGGUAUAUUGAAUUUGUUGUUUCUGCCUUUUGGCAGUACUGGAUGGAAGCAGUUAUGUUUGAAGUGUAUUAUGCUGAAAGUUGAACA